GGGUGGCGGCGGCGCUGAGGGGCGGCGGGGCUGGCGCUGAGGUGGGGACGGCGGAGCAGGACUGCGGCCGCUGGGAACUGGAGAAAUGGCCACUACACAAUCUGUCUUCACAUUUGCUCUCUGCAUUUUAAUGAUAACUGAAUUAAUACUGGCUACAGAGAGCUAUUAUGAUAUCUUAGGAGUUCCAAAAAAUGCGUCUGACCGCCAGAUUAAGAAGGCAUUUCACAAGCUGGCUAUGAAAUACCACCCAGACAAAAAUAAGAGUCCUGGUGCAGAAGCAAAAUUUAGAGAAAUUGCGGAAGCAUACGAAACAUUAUCAGAUGAGAAUAAACGAAGAGAAUAUGAUCAGUUUGGCCGUCAUGGAGGACAAGGAAGUAAUGGAAGCCCAUUCCACCAGUCAUUUAAUUUCAACUUUGACGAUCUGUUCAAAGACUUUGACCUAUUUAGUCAAAACUCCCGGUCAAAAAAGCACUUUGAAAAUCAAUUCCGAAGUCAUCGGGAGGCUCAUAAUCGGCAAAGACGUUCUUUCCAAGAGUUUUCUUUUGGAGGUGGACUGUUUGAUGAUGUGUUUGAAAAUAUGGAAAAAAUGUUUUCAUUCAGUGACUUUGAAAAUGCACACAGACACGCGAUGCGAACUGAUGCCAGGUUUCAUGGAUCCAGCAAGCACUGCAGGACUGUCACUCAGAGACGAGGAAACAUGGUUACCACAUAUACUGACUGUUCUGGACAAUAAUGUUUCCUUUCCUCUAAACUUCUCUUCUUUUCUUCUUUUCUCAACAUCUUCAUAAUCUUUCUUGGUUUUGUGCUAACAUGGAAGAAAUUCUCUGAACUGUAUUUUCUAAAAAACACUUAAACUACUAUAAAGAAGUUGUAGAUGAAACUAAUCUUCAGAAUAGAAACAACAUGCUGUUGGGAAGUAAACGUGUCAACAGCUACUUAGAAUGGGAGAGAAAUAAUCUUGUGUGACAGAAAAAAUUAUAUAUAUUUCAGUGUAGUGAACACUUUCCCUAAAUUUGAAUACAAGAUAUAUAUAUUUUCAUUUCAGAAAUGUAAUAUAAUUUUUUUCAUAUAUGCCAGUUCAGGACUGAUUGAAUUACUGGUGUGUGGAUUGAAGCAGAGGAGAUACUUUAAUUUUGAAGUGCUGCUUUUCUUUUAAUUGUGUCUUUCCAAGUUUGCACUUGCAGUUUUUACCUGAUACAGAUUUACUGUGCAAAUUAGAUAAUUUACAAAAAUUAGCAGCAGAAAUAGGACUUGCCUGGGUCUUUGUUACUCUCUCUAGCACUGCAAAAGUAUUAGUAAAACCCUUACUUUUUGAAGUUGGAAAAUAACAGGAGGGAAUAUGUUAAGAUUGUGAGUGAUGUAGGAAUUAGUUUUAUUUCUGACUAGCCUUUCAUUGGCCUGAAAAGAUCUGAGGAUUUGAAUAACCCUUGACUUAUUUAGGGGAUAUAGGGAUAUUUGUGUAUGUAAGUUUGUGUGCACACAAAGUUUUUGUUUUGGUUUUUUUCCCCUCCUUCCACAAUACAAAUAUCUGUCUUACAAGGUUUGGUUGGAAGAGCACACCCAAAACACUCUUGUUUGAUGCUUAUUAUAUUACCAUGUGUGCAGUGUACUUUUUCUAACUCACUUUAUUGAACUAAAAUACCCCUCUGAGAUCUUAGGAACUUUGAUAAUAAGAUAAGCUUGCCUACAGAUUCAUGGAUCUUCCUGAAAGGGUCUAAGUAGAAGAUACAAUGUUUAGAUUGACAGAUGUAUUACUGUCAGCAGGAAUUUUUCAGCGUUGUGAUUUGAAAGGUAAAUUCUUAGCCUAAUUACAGAGUAAGAGUGAAAAUUACAAUCCUUGUAGUCAUCCAAUGCCUUGUGGGGCUGGAAACUGCUAAUAAGGACAGUGCAAAUGGGUAUUGAUUUUAGCACCAUGGAAACCCACAACCAGUGUAAACUAUUUAAAAAGAAAGAAAAAAACUUCAGAAAAUGCCCCACAGCAAAACCCCCAAAUGCUUUGGCUAAUGUCAAUCAAAAAGUUCUGUUGUAACUCUUUUAACUAGUAAUAUAGAUUCAGUAUGUUAAAUGGGCUGUCCCUCUAGAAUUGUAAGGUAAGAUUUUACCUUUCAGGUUGAUUGCUUGAGCAAAAUAAGCAUUUUAACUAGCAGUGUUCUAAAUAGGCUUUGAGUUCCUAAAAUCUUUCUUAGGAGAUUUAACCCUUUGCUUCUUGGAUGGGUAUUGAAAGCUGCCUGUUUGCUAAGGAACUUUAGCCUUCCUCUCAAGGGUACGUAUUACUGCUUGUUCAGUUUUCGUUGGCUAAUCCUUGGACUGUAUAGUUGCGUUAUAUUAAAUGCUUUUCCAUGUUCUUCUUUAUUUAUUAAUAGACUAAUACCUCAUAUAUGGUCUUUAUAAAAAGCCAGUAAUUUGUGCAACAUUAUCGGAAUGUGCAAUAUUCUUAUAGUAGGAAAAGUGCUGGAUUGAGUGUGUUUGUUUUUUCACCCUUUUUCUCUGUAAGUAGAUUUUUGUUUCUUCUGUAUAAUUAAUAUAUGAUUCAAGCAAAAGUUGUACUUCAUGUAGAUUUCUGCAUUUAUUUUCUUUAACAGACACCAUUAGUCCUGUGCAUGAAUCAAACUAUCUGCCCAAUUCAUAGCAUAUGGGCAUCCAAGUGAACAAAUUAUUAACUUACAGUUAUGAAUUACUUUCACAAAUAUUAAGUAUUACACAUGAGAGUAUUUGUGAAUGUCCUUUAGUGGGAGGCAAUUGCAGAAGUGGGAUGCAAAGGUAAAAUAUUAACGUCUUUCUUAGUCUAGUGAAUAUUUUCUUUAUUAAAAAAUAUAAAUUGGAAACAGUAGAAUGAGCAAUUCACUUAGGUCCCUUCCCUAACUCUGAAUUAGAGGAAUGAAAGCUAAAAUGAGCACUGUAAAUUGUAGGAAACAAAUUUCACCUCAAAAACUCAAGUCAUUUAAAUGACUGUGUAAGUUCACAAUCUUUUGAGCUAAACUUCUAGGUGAAAAUAAAGGUCCUAGCUGCUUCUAGGCUAGUUUCCCCUCUUUAAGAAUGCUCUGAACUUAGUACAAAGUGUACUCAUUUUCCUGAUCUCUUUUAAGUGUAAGUAUGAAACUGAUAAUAAAACCAAUAGUGUUACUAGUUUUUUUGGCUGAUACACCUUAAAAAGACUUCUGCCUAGUCUAUUUUAACUUGAUUCCAUAUUAUUUCUCUUAAUUAUUUGUCAUGGGAAAAAUAGCAAAUGCUUCCCAUUAUUUCUGUGGCUUCUCCAAGUCACCUUUCUGCUUGUUUUUGUUGUUGAUCCACAAAGGAAAGCUUGUCAUGAGUAUUGCAGAAACCAGUGUAUAGCUGUUCCUGUGAUUUUUCUAUGAUGGGUUUGCUUUGAAUAGACUUUAGUUGGGGAAAUUCGGGCAGGCUUUCCUCAGCCAAGAGUCUUCACUUUCAUGGCCCUCAGAACACAAGCUUGCAAAACAUGAUGUGCUUCUAACUUAUUUGGAGCUCUUGCACAUUCUUUCCCUAUUUAUAGUGGUUGCUUCAUGGCAUGCUCUCCAGCGGAAGUCCUGGUAUAACCUUAUGACACCCCUCCCUGACUUCAGAGUUUCUUAAGUGCCAUCUUUUAUCUCUCAUUAAAUCUUUUUUGAUAGAUAAGGGUGAAAAAUAAAAUCCCGAACAAUUUUUUGAGAGUCAUUUUUGUAUAUGUAACUCCAAAUGAUUUAGUUUUUUAAAUUACCAAAAAAGUGGGGUUUUCAUGUUUGUUUUUUUCCCAUUAUACUUUUGAAACACAGUAUCUAGUGGAGGUAAAAGUACUGUAAGUUAAUUAGAGUCUCACUACAUUAAACAUGCGAAAAUUAA
Messenger RNA from Corvus hawaiiensis (hawaiian crow), 3837 nucleotides. RefSeq names its product DnaJ heat shock protein family (Hsp40) member B9 (gene DNAJB9). The transcript is spliced from 3 exons. The record is from RefSeq and is a predicted model, not a curated record. Lineage: Eukaryota; Metazoa; Chordata; Aves; Passeriformes; Corvidae. The coding region runs from base 86 to 733 and encodes 215 amino acids. Gene Ontology annotation, cellular component: endoplasmic reticulum. Gene Ontology annotation, molecular function: protein-folding chaperone binding; misfolded protein binding.